This is a messenger RNA of Malaya genurostris, 2724 nucleotides long. RefSeq names its product SET domain-containing protein SmydA-8 (gene SmydA-3). NCBI's taxonomy places the organism in Eukaryota, Metazoa, Arthropoda, Insecta, Diptera, Culicidae. The record is from RefSeq and is a predicted model, not a curated record. The coding region runs from base 121 to 1614 and encodes 497 amino acids. The transcript is spliced from 3 exons.
UAUAGAGUGGACAUCGCGUCGUAUAUAUAAAUACAUGAAGUAAAUUCAACGGCUCAGUAUGUUUCUGAACUAACUAUAUUGAAAGUAUUACUGAACAGGUAUUCUAACGAUAGAAAAAAUAUGAGUAAAACAUUUAAAGUUUUGGAGAAUCCCGAAUUGGGAAGGUAUGCGUUGGCAGACAAAAAUUUGAAAGCAGGUGAUGUUCUUUUCGAAGAAACACCAUUCGCUAUAGGACCUAAAUUAGACAGCCCUCCAGUUUGCUUGGAAUGCAGCUGCCCAGUUGACGGAAAUGCAAGUGAUCAAAAAUGUGCUAAGUGUGGUUGGCCUUUAUGUGAAGAGUGUAUUGCUAAAGAAAACGAUAUUGUGUAUCAUAGGAAAGAAUGUGCUAUAUUCGUGAAAAAUAAAGUCAAAUUUCAAAAUGUCGAUGACUCGACUGCCAGUUGUACUCAGCUGGAUUGCAUAACACCUCUGCGAGUAUUAUUGGAAAAAGAGGAAAACCCGAAUCGAUGGAAUGCCGAAAUUAGUGUAAUGGAACAUCAUCCCGAUGCGCGAAAGGCAACUGCUGUUUGGAAUGCCGACCAUCACAAUAUUGUUAAAUAUUUAAGAGGACCAUGUGGUUUGAAGGACCGUUUCUCUGAAGAUCUAAUUCAACAGGUGAUCGGAAUUCUCGAAGUGAAUGCGUUCGAAGCACGAACAUGUAGCGGAUAUGCGAUCCGUGGGCUGUAUCCUAAACUGGCCAUCAUGGCCCACUCGUGUGUGCCAAACGUCGUUCAUGCUAUUCAUCCCACCAAAGAUUACAGACUAGUUGCAAGAGCGGCAGUUGAUGUUGCGGAAGGUGAAAUGCUGUUUACUACUUACACAUAUACGUUAAGUGGUACUACUAUGAGGCAAGCUGCUUUGAAGUCCGGCAAAUAUUUCACAUGCCGUUGUGCGCGGUGCUUAGAUCCUGCUGAACUAGGGACACAUUUUAGUUCCUUAAAAUGCCAGAAAUGUGACAAUGGUUUAAUAGAAUCGGUCAAUCCCUUAGAUGAUGAAGCUGAUUGGAAAUGUACUCACUGUGAGUAUAAGACCAAAGGCGCUGCCGUUCUUAAAGCUGCUCAAGUUAUGCAAGCCGAGUUGGAUGAACUUGCUUAUAUGGAGUAUGGACCCGAACGUUUGGAAAAUUUCGAACGCUUGUUCAAGAAGUAUAGGAGCGUUCUCCAUCCACUGCAUUUCAUCAAUACCUCCAUUCGACACAGCUUGAUAGAAUUGUACGGUAGAAUACCGGGCUAUGAAAUGCAUGAUCUUCCAGAUAUCUUAUUAGAGCGCAAAGUUGAGUUGUGUCAAGAUAUCCUCAAAGUGCUAAAUGUGUUCGAACCUGGGAAGUCACGUGCACGGGCAAUGAUCUUAUAUGAGUUGCAUGCUCCAUUAAUAUUACUUGCUCAGUCUGCUUAUAGACAAGGAACAUUGCAAGGUGUAUCACUGAAAGAAAAGCUUAUAGAAGCAGCUGAUAUAUUAAAAGAGUGCGCCGAAAUCUUAGAAUGGGAAGAUUCUUCUACUCCAGAGGGCAUUUUAGCUAACGUAGCCAAACAAGCUAUUGUUCAACUGGAACAAAGUAUACAUUCUUUGGAGUAAUUGUUUCAAUGCUGGUCUUGAUUUUAUCUAGUCAUUUUUUAUUGUGUAUUUGUGCCGUUUGUUAUUAUUAUAAGCUCAAUAUUUGUAAAUAAUCACACAAAUCAGGAGGUUACAAACUUCCGAAAUAAAAAUAAACUUCAAUCUGUGUAACAUUUUUUUCCGUGCUCUUCCACUAGAAUAGGGCAUUAGAUCCACAAUUAAUUAGUAAAUUAAGUUUUAUUUUCGGUCGUCAUAUGGCGAGUAACUACUCACAAGUCCUGUAUCUCACGCAUCCACGUGUGUCUAUUGACGCUUAGCUUCGACUGGGUGUGGUAGUAGUAGAAUGAGAGGGAGCGAGCGACGAAGGGCGCAAUAACCAUACCGUAGACAGAACAAAUGAUAUGUCGCGUCAGUUAUGUACAGUGGUAAACAACGAACAAACCCCUACGAUGUCCAUUCGGAGAGACAGGAGGUUGCGACAAUAUUCUAACAAGGAAUUACGAAUAAUCUAGCAAGACAUUAUGCUCAUUAGUUGAAGUUAACGCAACCAACGGAAGAGCAGUUUGGCGCGAUGACUUUUGAAGAUACCUAUAAGAUAAUAAGUAUCAUAGCGGCGACCGUACUGGAUACGAGGCCACCAUUGCCAUUAGAAUGCCGGACGAUAGUCCAGUGUGAAUGGUUCUUGAAACCGAUCCAGUUAGAACAACAGGAAGAGGAACGCUGCGAACAAGGUGAAUCGAUUAAGUGACGAGCAGCCGUGGAUCGAGUAUUUGGUGUUACUUAAGGAGAAAAUGCACCUCGAUAUAAGCAAAGUAUAUUCUCUUCAAUUGAAUAAAACGAAUAAUGUUAUAUACGUUCAGUUCUAUAAGCGCAGAGCAAAUGAAUUUAUUAACAUAAACAACAAUGUGCGUUAUCUGGAGCACGAGAACGUCAAAUCUAACAUUCCAGUGUACAUGGAGAAGUGUUGUUUAGAAGUUUGUGUUUGCUCUUGAUGAAACCAUUCGAUACUUUCCAUCUUGAAGGAAGAGUGGGAGAUUUUUUCGUGGUAUCCUGAAUGGUGUACGUUAUGUAUGCGCUUUAAGAAGUCUUUACCAUUUUGCCUGAUUGUCACUCAGAACUCAAUGUACCCAA